AUGUCGGCCGAGGAGUCGUCGAAUUACGCGCCACGGUCGCCGGACCUGUCGUCUUUUUACUCGGAAAGCCCCACCCAAGCCGCACCGCAACAGCUUCCAGCGCCUGCAAGCCACGGCCAGGCUGGAUAUAAAAUACAGCCUUCUGCCAGCCGUUUUGCCGCCGUGCCGGGCAACGCAGAGUCCUUCUAUACGCCCCCCAACUCAUACGGCGCAUACCACCAGGCCUUACACCAGCCGUAUAUUGUACCAAAUUCGAAUCAUUCCUACGAGCCAUUCUCCCCGCCAGCCGUCGGGCAUCCAGAGCAAAUCUCGGCUGUCUCUGGCUAUCAAAACGCCGCCCCCCUCGCGCCGCAGCACGACUUCAAACCGCCGCUGCCCGAAGUCUCUCCUUAUUCGUACGAGCCGUACCCGGGCCAAACUUCCUCUUCCUCUUCAGAUAUGCCGCCCAGAAAGGCCGCGGUGCCUCCGCCGCCUCCGCCGUUCAUCGAACCGUCUCCCGUCAAGACAAAGUUUCCUACUGCUCGGAUCAAGCGGAUCAUGCAGGCCGAUGAGGAAGUAGGCAAGGUUGCUCAGCAGACACCUAUUGCCGUGGGAAAGGCGUUGGAGCUGUUUAUGGUCCAGCUGGUAACAAAGAGCGCGGACAUUGCCAAGGACAAGGGCUCCAAAAGGGUUACCGCAUCCAUGUUGAAAAACGUGGUAGAGGCAGACGAGCAGUGGGACUUUUUGCGAGACAUUGUCAGCCGCGUAGAGAAUGAGAAGGAGGGCAGCAGGUCCAAAGGCAAAGGUGAUAGUGAAACCGAUGAAGAGAUGGAGGAGCCGAAGAAGCGAGGUAGAGGCGGUGGGCGUCGGAAGAAAGUGCAGUAG
Messenger RNA from Trichoderma gamsii, 864 nucleotides. RefSeq lists its product as hypothetical. Bases 1 to 864 code for a protein of 287 amino acids. The transcript has a single exon. The record is from RefSeq and is a predicted model, not a curated record. Gene Ontology annotation, cellular component: nucleus; negative cofactor 2 complex. Lineage: Eukaryota; Fungi; Ascomycota; Sordariomycetes; Hypocreales; Hypocreaceae. Gene Ontology annotation, molecular function: core promoter sequence-specific DNA binding; RNA polymerase II general transcription initiation factor activity; transcription coactivator activity. Gene Ontology annotation, biological process: negative regulation of transcription by RNA polymerase II; transcription by RNA polymerase II; positive regulation of transcription by RNA polymerase II.